AUGACCCUGGAGCAGGAACGCAUGAGGGUGGAACAGGAAGCAGCCCGUCUGGAGAGUGAGCGACAGGCUGCACUUCUGGCCAAAGAGGAACUGGCCCGACACGCAGCGGACCAACAGAAGAGCCAGGAGCAGCUGUCCUUUGAGCUGGCAGAAAGGACAGCCACGAUUGAACGUCUAGAAGAAGCUAAGAGACUCAAAGAAGAGGAGGUGAACUCAUGGCAGCUCAAGGCUCGCGCUGCUCAGGACGACCUGCUAAAGACCAGGGAGGAGCUGAAUCAUGUGAUGGAGCAGCCCCCGCCCCCGCCCCCGCCGCCUUCCACCAUGCUGUAUGACCACCUGGGCGACAACAGUGACAGCGACAGUGAGGAGGGCCACGAGGCACACCUGGACACACUGCACGAAGACUACUCUGAGAGUGAGCGGCUGACUGAGGCACAGAAGAACCUCCGAGUGCAGGAGCAGCUCAAGACCUUGACAGAAGAAUUGGUUCAGGCUCGAGACGAAUCGAAGAAAACCCAGAAUGACCUCCUGCACAGCGCCAACGUGCGCGAGGGCCGCGACAAGUACAAGACGCUGCGGCAGAUCCGGCAGGGAAACACCAAGCAGCGCAUCGACGAGUUUGAGGCCUUGUAA
Messenger RNA from Knipowitschia caucasica, 633 nucleotides. NCBI's taxonomy places the organism in Eukaryota, Metazoa, Chordata, Actinopteri, Gobiiformes, Gobiidae. The record is from the annotation of a GenBank genome assembly.